This is a messenger RNA of Boeremia exigua, 180 nucleotides long. RefSeq lists its product as uncharacterized. NCBI's taxonomy places the organism in Eukaryota, Fungi, Ascomycota, Dothideomycetes, Pleosporales, Didymellaceae. The transcript has a single exon. The annotation marks the transcript as partial. The record is from RefSeq and is a predicted model, not a curated record.
GUCAUGAUCUCAUGGGAUCGUUUGACACAGACCUUCCAAGACGCAGUGGACUUCGUCAGACGGCUCGGUAUUGACUUCAUCUGGAUCAACUCCAUGUGUAUCGUGCAAGACGACAGGCACGAUUGGCUUCGCGAAGCUUCUAUGAUGUUCUCUGUGUACAACAAUGUCCAUGUCACCCUG